Messenger RNA from Pogona vitticeps (central bearded dragon), 1627 nucleotides. The record is from RefSeq and is a predicted model, not a curated record. NCBI's taxonomy places the organism in Eukaryota, Metazoa, Chordata, Lepidosauria, Squamata, Agamidae.
AUGGAUCCCCGUUCUCUGGGCUGCCUCCUCCAGGAGCUGGAUGCCGCCUCGGCUUUCUACCUGCUGGUGAGCGCGCUGGCCACCACCGACCUGCUGGGCAAGUGCCUGGUCAGCCCCAUCGUGCUGGCCGCCUACGCGCGCAACCGGAGCCUCAGCGAGCUCUGGCCGGCGGCCGUCGAGGGGGACUCGGCGGAGGAGGCGGAAUCGGCGCGCCCGGGGCGCCUGUGCCAGCUCUUCGCCUUCCUGAUGGCCUUCUUCGGCCUGGCGCCCACCGUCCUGCUGCUGGCCAUGGCCCUCGAGUGCUGGCUGUCGCUGGGGCGGCCCUACUUCUACGAGCGCCACACCAGCCGUCGGAGAGGGGCGCUGCUGACCGGCGGGGCGGCGCUGCUCUGCGCCCUCUUCUGCGCCCUGCCCUUCGCCGGAUUCGGCGCCACCGUCCAGUACUGCCCGGGCACCUGGUGCUUCAUCCGCAUGAGCGAAAACUUCCCUGCUUUUCCAAAGAUCCGUGCUUACGUGGGAGCAUUCGCUCCCGAUUACGACGAGAAGGCGGACCUGACAGCCCUCCGCUUCUUUUCCGUGAACUCCAUUGUGGACCCCUGGGUCUUCAUCAUAUUCCGGACUUCCGUCUUUCGCUCUUGUCUUCGCCGGCUCUCGUGGCGGUUGAGUUCGAGGAGAGCGACCCAUUCGCAGCUCCUGGAAACAUGGCCACGGAAAGAAUCGGACUCGGUGCAGAAGGGAGAGAGAGUCUCCGUCUCCGAGGAGCUGGACCACCUCAUCCUCCUCUCCAUCAUGACCCUCACCUUCGCCGUCUGCUCGCUGCCCUUCACGAUCCGUGCCUUCAUGGACUAUUUUUCGCUGAAUGGAGAUUACAAAGGCGACCUUCUGGCGAUGCGGUUUCUGUCCAUCAACUCCAUCAUCGACCCCUGGGUGUUCGUCAUCCUCCGCCCCUCCGUCCUCCGACUGGUGCGAUCUGUCCUCUGCUGCCAGAUGCCCUUCAAGAUGCCCUGGGCUCAGAAGCGGCAAAGGCCUUCCUUGGCUGUGCCAAGGUCCGUCCCAGAGGCUGAUGUUUUGGACAGGGGUUCGCCCGCCUUUGGUCAAAGGUGAGUGGAAGUCCAUCUUCAGACGCCACCCCAGAACCAUGACUGGGAACCCGCUUUUCCGGGUAAACGAGCUUGCUGGAAAUGGAUGAGGCCCCCGUCUGUUCCGUCCGGUGCCAACCUGAGUGCGUUGGGAGGGCAGUCCAGAGGAACGCCAUCUUUACUGCCCGCUGGGAACGAUUCCAUGGAGAGCAUCUGAACGAAUGAAUGGUUUUAAAGGACCUGGAGGAAUGGAAGACAGAGGAUACCAGUCCUUUCUGCUCAGUCUUAACCAACAGUCACCCUCCAGAGUUUGAAGCGAGACUCUUUCCGAGCCUAUCCUGGAGAUGCCGGGGUUGAGCCUGAGGCGUUUUGCAUCCAGAUCCAGGGGCUUUGCUGCUAAGAAGGUUCUCUCUCGCCUUGCAGUGGGAAAAGAGGGAGAAAGAGGGUGAAAUGAUGACCCUGAAGACAAUGAUGUAGCACUUGAAGCAUAAGCAAAAGACUCCAUAUUCAUCUUUACCCGUUUCUUCUCUUAGUCAAAGUGAGGAAAC